UUGGCCUCGCCGAGUCCAGCAUGGCUGCGUCCUUCAGGAGCGUGUUUGUGUUGUAGUCGGGAGGCAGAGAGGCAGUGAGGCAAAGAGGCAGAGACGACCGAGAGGAAAACCGGGCGGCAUGGAGAGGCGAGAGUUUAUAGCGUCGCUUGUGGGCGGAGGUUGUGCUGGCAUGUGUGUAGACCUCACCCUCUUCCCUCUGGAUACUAUUAAAACCCGCUUACAGAGCCAGCAGGGUUUCUAUAAGGCUGGGGGCUUUAGGGGCAUCUACGCUGGAGUCCCUUCUGCAGCUGUCGGCUCCUUUCCUAAUGCCGCGGCGUUCUUCGUCACUUACGAAGGCACCAAGUCUCUCCUCGCUGGCUGCAUGUCCACACACAUGGCUCCCGUCACGCACAUGCUCGCCGCCUCACUCGGAGAAAUCGUGGCAUGUCUGAUCAGAGUGCCUACAGAAGUGGUGAAGCAGAGAACACAGGCCUCCCCCUCUCUACACACACACCAUGUACUGCUGACCACACUACGAGAGGAGGGCGUGCGAGGGCUGUACAGGGGCUUUGGCAGUACCGUACUCCGAGAGAUCCCAUUCUCUCUGGUGCAGUUUCCUCUCUGGGAAUAUUUAAAGACUCUGUGGUGGAGGAGGCAGGGGGAGCGGCUGGACUCUUGGCAGGCUGCAGUGUGUGGAGCUGUUGCAGGUGCAGUAGCGGCGUUUGUCACGACUCCACUGGAUGUGGCAAAGACCAGAAUAAUGCUGGCUAAAGCCGGGACGGCCACAGCCAGUGGAAACAUCCCUCUGGUCCUGUAUGAGGUGUGGAAGUGUAAAGGUGUGUUUGGGCUGUUUGCUGGUAGCAUCCCCAGGAUGACCUUCAUCAGCGUGGGCGGCUUCAUCUUCCUCGGAGCUUAUGAGAAGGUGCGCCGCAUGCUGUUAUAGCUGGACGGAGGACUGCGUCAGGCUGCAGGGGACUGAUCAGCACUGAUUAGACUGAUGAUGCCCACAAAGCUGACCUGAGAUCUGCAGAACUGGACAAAUCUCCUAACACGGUGAAUGAAGGCGUGUGGCUGCAGGUCAUACCAGCUGAGCACCCUGAGCCCUCUGGGGGCUGUGGCUGACACACCUGGUGUGGGAGGAACCACCACCAGAUCACAUUACCCAGCGGUUUGCAUUCCUGGUUAUCCAAGCGCAACAUAUUAAGUUUAACUGCCUGAGUUCUGGGAAUUUCAUGAUGUGGCUCUUCUUUUAGAGAUGCCAUAUUGAUCCUGUGUGCUUGAUCAGGACAUUAAAAGUGUUUUACACUAAGA
Pygocentrus nattereri (red-bellied piranha) is the source of this 1290-nucleotide messenger RNA. RefSeq names its product solute carrier family 25 member 26 (gene slc25a26). Gene Ontology annotation, biological process: transmembrane transport. Gene Ontology annotation, cellular component: mitochondrial inner membrane. The transcript has 10 exons. The record is from RefSeq and is a predicted model, not a curated record. Bases 119 to 922 code for a protein of 267 amino acids. Lineage: Eukaryota; Metazoa; Chordata; Actinopteri; Characiformes; Serrasalmidae. Gene Ontology annotation, molecular function: S-adenosyl-L-methionine transmembrane transporter activity.